GCGGCGAUGGCGGCGGAGCGGCGGCCGGUGCCCGGCCUGGACGAGUUCGCGGGGCAGAGCUGGAGCGCCUGGGUGGAGCGGGCCGGGCCGCCCGCCGACACCGGGUCAGAGCUGGAGGAGAAUGGUAGGAGUGGCAGCAAGAAACUGGACACCAUGACCCUGAUUAAGGAAGACAUGGACAUCUUCGGGCACUGCCCUGCGCACGACGACUUCUACCUGGUGGUGUGCAACCACUGCAGCCAGGUGGUGAAGCCCCAGGCCUUCCAGAAGCACUGUGAACGCCGGCACGGCCCGCUCAGCAAGCUCUAUGCCCGUGCCACCGCGUGCCACGUCGCCGUGAACGGGCAGCCGGUGCCUGGCAGGACCCCCGGAGCGGCCAAAGCCCUGCAGGAGAAACAUCCUGGUGCCCGUGGGAGAGCCCAGCCCCUCCCUGAGCACACGGACAAGGAUAACAACCUCUGCUUGUUUGUGCCCGUGGUGAACCUGGAGAAGAUUCCCAGCAUUCCCAAACCGGACGGGCACGGGAUCAAGGUGCCCCCCAAAGCCGUCCCCACCAACUCCAAGGAAUCCCUGGGGAAACCCGCGGCUGCCGCGGUGCCCAGAGAGCCCCCGGUGCCGGCCGGGGUCGGGGGGGAUUCGGCCAUGCCGGAGAGCAUCCCUGCUCCGGGGGAGAAGGAUGUGGGGGCCCCCAAACCGCCCCCCAGGUCCCACAGGAAGCUGGCGCGUAAGGAGUGUGACCUGAACCGGCAGUGUGGGGUGCGGAACCCCGACACCAACAAGCUCUGCACUCGCCUGCUGACCUGCAAGAUCCACUCGGUUCACCAGCGCCGGGAGGUGCAGGGUCGGGCCAAGGAUUUCGAUGUGCUGGUGGCCGAGCUCAAGGCCAGCACCCGCCGAGGGGACCCCCCGAAAGACAGGAGCCCCCCUGAGAAGGACCCACUGCACCCUGCCCUGCAGGACACCCCCUCACUGCUGCAGCCCCCCAAUACCCCUCCCUGCCGAGCCAGGCUGUCCCACUGCUUGCACCCCAGCAGUGACCCUGAGGAUGCUCCGGCCACCUCUGGGGAGGGGAGCAUGGAAAGCUUCCCCCUCCCCCUGCCCAAGGGGGGCAGCCGCGUGUCCAGCGAGGAGAGCGAAGAGGAGGGGGGCGAGGAGCCCCCCCGGACCCCGAUGCGCCCACCACGGCCUCAGGCGUUCUGCACCUUCGGGAGCCGCCUGGUCACCCCGGGCUGUUACGUGUUCGACCGACGGCUGGACCGGUUCUGCGCCGCGCUGGGCUCCAUGCUGGAGCGGCACCUCAGCGCACACAGGUGGAGGAAGAUCCCUCCAGCCGUCAUCCCCCCUCUUCACCUCCCCCUCACCUACACCGUGGGGUCCCCCCCGGCGGCGGCCGCCUGCAGCCAGCCCGAGUGCGGGGGAGGGGGCACGCAGUCCAUCACCUCCCCCCUCCCCGCCAACACCCCCUCACCCUCCUUCAGCAAACUGCCCCCCACCAAGGCCAGCAAAUCCCCCCGGGCGCGGGAGGCGUCCGGCAGGACGGACACGGAGCCCCGGCCCUGGCAGCCCCCCGCCACGGCCGGCAGCCCCCCGUACAAACGGACCUGCUUGGGGGACAGCGUCAAGGGCAAAAAUCAGGGCUUGACUCCCCCCGGCAAGACGAAACUCACCCCCUCGGCUUCGCCCUCCGUCGCCAUCCUCAACGGGACCCCUCGGGUGCGACGGCCGCCCCCCGCCCAGCCCUGCCGCGCCCCCCCCGCCGCCCUGGACCCCCAAACGCCGCUGCACGGGCUGGGGGGGCCCCCCCGGGGGCUCUCCGAGGAUGAGGUGAAGAAGCGCAAGAACUCGGCCACCUAUUGCCGACCCCUGAAGCCCAAAGCCGCUCCCCCCCUGCCCGGCCCCCCGGCCCCUCCCGGCUCCGGCACCCCCGGCUCGGGGGGCUCCGUCCGCAGGAAGAAGCCGGGGACGCCCCUGGGUUUCGAGGAGAAGAGGAGCGUCCUGAAGUCCAAAGCCCAUUAACAGAGGGGUCACCGGGCCCCCCCCCGUGUCCUCCCCACCGGGAAACGCCAGAAAACCGAUGAAGGGGGAAAAAAAAAUCCCAAGGAAACACGAAGGAAAAUCCCAA
Molecule: messenger RNA, 2122 nt
Organism: Pseudopodoces humilis (Tibetan ground-tit)
Lineage: Eukaryota; Metazoa; Chordata; Aves; Passeriformes; Paridae
Source: RefSeq, a predicted model, not a curated record